Homarus americanus (American lobster) is the source of this 1005-nucleotide messenger RNA. RefSeq lists its product as uncharacterized. Lineage: Eukaryota; Metazoa; Arthropoda; Malacostraca; Decapoda; Nephropidae. The transcript is spliced from 2 exons. The record is from RefSeq and is a predicted model, not a curated record. The coding region runs from base 1 to 1005 and encodes 334 amino acids.
AUGGUCCACCAGUGGUCCACCAGUGGUCCAUCAGUGGUCCAUCAGUGGUCCAUCAGUGGUACAUCAGUGGUCCACCAGUGGUCCAUUAGUGGUCCACCAGUGGUCCAUCAGUGGUCCACCAGUGGUCCACCAGUGGUACAUCAGUGGUCCAUCAGUGGUCCAUUAGUGGUCCACCAGUGGGUCCACCAUUGUGGUCCAUCAGUGGUCCAUCAGUGGUCCAUCAGUGGUCCACCCUGUGGUGGUCAUGAUGCAUUAAGUGGUCAGUGGUCCAUCAGUGGUCCAGUGGUCCCAGUGGUCACAGUGGUCCACCAGUGGUCCAUCAGUGGUCCACCAGUGGUCAUCAGUCACCAGUGGUCAUCACCAGUGGUCCAUCGGUCCACCAGUGUGGUCCAUCAGUGGUCCAUCAAUGGUCCAUCGUGGUCCACCAGUGGUCCAUCAGUGGUCCGGUCCACGGUGGUCACCAGUGGUCCAUCAGUGUCCAGUGGUCACAGCGUGGUCCAGUGGUCCAUCACAUGGUCCACCAGUGGUCCAUCAGUGGUCCACCAGUGGUCCACCAUGGUCCAUCAGUGGUCCCACCAGUGGUCCCAUCAGUGGUCCAUCAGCGGUCAGCGGUCCAUCAGUGGUGUGUCCAUCAGUGGUCCAAUGGUCACCAGUGGUCCAUCAGUGGUCACCAGUGGUCCAUCAGUGGUCCACCAGUGGUCCAUCAGUGGUCCAUCCACCAGUGUUCAACAGUGGUCCACCAGUGGUCCAUCAGUGGUCCGCAGUGGUCCACCAGUGGUCCAUCAGUGGUCCACCAGUGGUCCACCAGUGGUCCAUCAGUGGUCCACCAGUGGUCCACCAGUGGUCCAUCAGUGGUCCACCAGUGGUCCAUCAGUGGUCCACCAGUGGUCCACCAGUGGUCCAUCAGUGGUCCACCAAUGGUCCACCAGUGGUCCAUCAGUGGUCCACCAGUGGUCCAUCAGUGGUCCAUCAAUGGUCCACCAGUGUUCCACCAUACACUUAUAA